CUCUGGCGUACAAGGUGUCCCUACCAUAGAAGAGGUUCCAAUUGUCGAUGAACGCCCAUUCAUUACUCUUACAAUGACUCGCAAGAGAGAGAGAGAGAGAGAGAGAGAGAGAGAGAGAGAGAGAGAGAGAGAGAGAGAGAGAGAGAGAGAGCUACUUGGCUCAUGAUAAGCGUUCUUACUAUCGGAUAUACGACACAAAACCUGCGAUUCAUUGUAAUAACCCUGUGGACAGCCAUUCAGCACCGACUCCCCUCCUCGGCAAGACACCACCACAUACCACAGAGAUCCCUCCCUUGCCCCUAAUCCUAUCCAAAAACUGACUAAACCUCCAAAACAGCUCCUCACUCCUGUCCUUACCAAGGUCAUUCCCUCCUGCGCUGAGAAAAACAGUGGGCUUGGUCCCAUCAUUUUCCAAACAGUGUCUAGCCUGUCAGCUACCUUCCCUAUCCCAGCACCUGGCAAACACACCCUCGACCUGCGCUUCCUUUCUCUGGCACAAAACACACUAAGUGCCUAACCUGGCUAUCACCAAACACAAGCACUCUACCUUGGGGCAGGGUAACUGCGUCUGCCCCUCCUUCUUUUUGUCUCCUCUCGCCACGUCCACCUCUUCCUCCGUCACUCCCUCCAGCACACUAAAAAGGUUCCUCGUCUCCAUGCAAGACACCUUGAGGACCUUCAGCCUCUUGGCGCUCCUGCACACAACCGACCACUGCUCCUCCGUCACCUUAUUAGGAAAAGUGACGGUAGGGCACGACCCUCUCACAGGUGCUGAUAUCCUCUCACAGAACUCGGCAUGCAGGUCUGAGAUCCUCUCACGAAACUCAGCCUGCACCUUCGAGAUCCUUCGAUGAAACUCCACCUCUGAGAUCUUCGCAACGAAGGCCUCGAGAACAAGCGAACUAACACAACCAGACGACUCAGCAAUACAAGGCGCCAUGUCUACACAAGCCAGCUAUAGCGUCAGGUCACUGCUCACUAAACACAUGAAGGUGGUGACGCUGUGCGUGCUGGCUUUUGCCCUGGCGGAUAUCGCCGCUGGGGACCUGCCGUCCCCUGACAGAUCCUACAAAAUUCUCGUUCUUAUUCCUGUGGCGUUUAAGAGUCACAGAAAUGUGUUCUUACCCCUGGUUGAGUCCCUCGCUGACCGUGGACACAAGAUAGUGAUGCUCGUCUCUUUACCACCAGUCUUCAAACAUCCAAAUGUGACAGAGAUAAACUUUGAGGUACCCAUACCACACAUUAAUUUUUUUGUGGAAGGCAAAUUUCUUGGAAGUUUGCCUGCUGUGGGGGAAAAACUUCCUAAGAUGGCGCGGGACUUGUACCAGUUACCAUCUGUGAAGAUGCUUUAUGAAAAAAGAAAAGAAUUUGAUCUCAUAAUAGUGGAUCAUAUGUUCAAUGAGGUCGGUUACCCAUUCCUGCACGAGGUCCCUUUCAUCACUAUCGCCACGCCCGGGAUGGAUUACCGCCAGAGUGCUUUCUUGGGCAACGUCCUCAACCCCUCCUACGCCCCUCACUUGCUUCACAGCUUUCCCCUUCCCUUGUCUCUGUGGCAGCGUAUCAAGAACACCUUCAUGCACAUCUAUUUGGCAAUCUUUUGGAGGAGCUGGGCAGUUGUACCGCUGAUUCAGAAAGAGAUCUCAGCUCAGUUCCCUGACCUGCCACCGCUGCUGGACAUCGAGAGGAACCAGAGUCUGACACUGAUGAACACUCACUUCACCAUUACCACACCGGUGCCCCUCCUGCCCUCACAGGUGGAGGUGGGGGCUAUGCACUGCCGCCCCGGCGAGCCUCUGCCGCAGGAUUUGGAGUCGUGGCUUACAGGGGCAGGCUCUACGGGCGUCAUUUACUUCAGUCUGGGAUCAGUCUUGCGUGGUGAAAUACCCCCGGAAUACCUUCAAUUCUUCCUGGAGGCUUUCCAAAGACUGCCGCAACGGGUACUGUGGAAGUACGAGGGGCAGCUGCAGGGCGCGUCCGACAACGUCAGGAUCAGCAGCUGGUUCCCCCAGCAGGACAUCCUCGCUCACCACAACGUGAAAGUCUUCAUCUCCCAUGGCGGCCUCCUCAGCCUUCAGGAGUCUAUCUUUCAUGAAAAGCCCCUCCUUGUCUUGCCCAUCUUCGGUGACCAGCCUAGGAAUGGCAUGGUCGUGGAAAACUCGAAUAUUGGUCGUGUCUUGGUGUGGGAGGAACUUACUGCCGACAGGAUCGUUGACGCCCUCAAUGACAUCAUCAACAACCCGAUGUACAAAGAGAACGUGGCCAGGAUGUCGGCGUCCUUAAGGGAUCAACCGAUGACGCCAAAGGAGCGUGCGGUUUUCUGGACAGAGUAUGUCGUCCGCCACCGAGGGGCGCCCCAGCUGAGGUGCCCGGCCGCCCAGCUCUCCUGGGUGGAGUUCCUGAUGCUGGACGUGAUAGGUCUCCUGCUGCUGGCCCUGCUGCUGCUGCUACUUCUCAUCCGUCGACUCCUGAGGGCAGUUUCCGCGACCCUCCUUGGUAGCAGCGCCAAAAGGAAGAAAGACUAAGGAUCACGAAAAUUGAUUUCAUGCAAUAUGUGAUUUGCUUGCUAGGGUUGUGGUAUUUGUUGCAACAGUACAUGAUGAUGGCAGGCCAGGUAUUGUCAUAUGUAUGUUUCGAGCUCUAGUUUUUUUUUCCCUCGAGCUUCAUUUUUUUCCAUGAACUUUUUAAUGCAUGUUGCUUCUGCUUUCUCUGUAUGUGCAAUUGUGCUUAACUGUAAGGAAAGAUUCUCUAGUAUGACUGGUCCGUAACUACACGCCUUGCUUUUUUCUUAAGUGCAUUAAUAAAUUUUAAUUUUCACGAUUCCCAGAGUUAAAUUAAUGGCAACUGUAGUAUGUUACUGUUUCCUCAUUCACUACAUCAUCAAUCUUUAUGUAUGGAACAACGACGACAGCGACAACAACAACAAAAAACAACAACAACCAACAUCAUCACCACCACCACUACUACCACCACCAAGAACAACAACAACAGCAACCACCAAGACCAUGACCACAACAACAACAGGAAGAACACAAACAACGACUACUAUUACUACUACUGCUACCACCACCACCACUACUACUACUACUACUUCUACUACUACUACUACUGCUACUGCUACUACUACUACUACUACUACUAUCUUCACUACGACUACAAGAACAUCAACAACAACUGUUACUAGGAAAACGUCCACCUCCUGCCUGCCCUGUGUGAUAUUUGAAGAUGCAAGAUAGUCAUGAAAAUCUUCUCUUUUCUCUUUUACAUAACUUUUUAUGCGAGUAGACAUGUUUAAUUUAAAGCCUAACUUCAUAAUGGAUGGACAUAAUGAUUAUAAGUUACGUGAUGUAUAACCCAUAAAAUUUUAUUAACUUAUA
Messenger RNA from Scylla paramamosain (green mud crab), 3374 nucleotides. Its product is annotated as UDP-glycosyltransferase UGT5-like. The coding region runs from base 939 to 2522 and encodes 527 amino acids. Lineage: Eukaryota; Metazoa; Arthropoda; Malacostraca; Decapoda; Portunidae. The transcript is spliced from 8 exons. The record is from RefSeq and is a predicted model, not a curated record. Gene Ontology annotation, molecular function: UDP-glycosyltransferase activity.